Messenger RNA from Momordica charantia (bitter melon), 3100 nucleotides. Its product is annotated as putative inactive leucine-rich repeat receptor-like protein kinase At3g03770. The record is from RefSeq and is a predicted model, not a curated record. Gene Ontology annotation, biological process: protein phosphorylation. Gene Ontology annotation, molecular function: ATP binding; protein kinase activity; protein binding. Lineage: Eukaryota; Viridiplantae; Streptophyta; Magnoliopsida; Cucurbitales; Cucurbitaceae.
CUGCCUAAUCCCUGAUUAAUGUAAAAGCCUUUUUGUUUUAUUGCAGUCACUGUACUUCUAAUGUUGAUGUUAUGAAUUAUGAAGGAAAUCUCAGCUGGAAAAAGCUUAAUGGAGGCGUUCUCUAACAAGCGUGAAUCUUUUACCAUCCAAUACUGAAGAGAGUUUCAUUGCUUGUUAAUGGCUUUGUCAGCUUCUUUCUUCUCUCUGUAACUUAUUUGCUCCCUUCUGGACUAUUUAACCGAGCAGCUACUUUACCUCAAAGCUCUAAUGGCAAAACUAAAAGCAGUCUGCCAUUUCCAUCUUCUUCUGUUCAUGUUCUUGUUCUCUUUUCAUCUUUCAACUCAGCUUCCACCUUCUCAAUCCCAAGCCCUUCUGCAAAUCCAGAAGCUUCUAAACUACCCUCAAGCUCUAGCCAGCAUUGACCAUGUCACAGACUUCUGUGACAUUGAGUCCACUCCAUCUCUUACAUUAGCAUGCUAUGAGGACAAUAUAACCCAGCUCCACAUUGUUGGGGGAACUGGGCACCCCCCAUUUCAACAAAAUAUUUCAACUGACUUUUUAUUUUCCUCAUUCUCCGAGUUGCCCAAUUUGAAAGUACUUACUCUGGUUUCUCUGGGUCUUGAGGGUCCAUUGCCUCCAACUGUUGGUAAGCUUUUUUCUCUAGAAAUACUCAACAUAAGCUCAAAUUCAUUCUAUGGCUCCAUUCCGGAGGAGCUUUCUUCUUUGAAAAGCCUCCAGACCCUCAUUCUUGACUACAACGAUUUCUCUGGUAAUAUUCCUGGUUGGAUUGGUUCACUUCCAGUGUUGAGUACCCUGAGUUUACAGAACAACUCCUUUAAUGGGUCCUUGCCAGAUUCUAUUACCCGUAUGGGAAGUCUUCGAGUUCUUACUCUCUCCAAAAAUCAUCUGUCUGGGAAGGUGCCAGACCUCAGCAACUUAACCAACAUGCAAGUCCUUGAGUUGGGGGACAAUCUUCUGGGACCUCGGUUCCCUAAAUUACCCAAGAGGCUAAGUAUACUUGUGCUCAAAAACAACAGAUUUCGGUCCGGAAUCCCAGCUGAGUUGGGCUUCCUAUAUCGGCUUGAAAAGCUGGACAUAUCUUCGAACAAGCUUGUUGGACCGUUUCUGCUAUCUCUUUUAGCACUUCCUUCGAUUAAGUAUCUGAAUGUUGGGGGCAACAGAUUAACUGGGCUGCUUUACCAGAACAUAUCUUGCAAUAGUGAUCUUACUUUUGCAGAUUUAUCCUCAAAUCUUUUGACAGGAGACCUGCCCACAUGUCUGCAGCAAUUGGGUUCCAAGAACGGUGAUAUCACUUAUGCUGGAAAUUGUUUGUCAAAUAAAGACCAAGAACAGCACCCCUUAAACUUCUGUCACAAUGAAGCUUUGGCGGUGAGGAUUGGGCCUCAUAAUCUGGAGCAUAGGAAGGUUCAUUCUGAGGUAAUGACUUUGUUGCAAAUUUUUGGAGGAAGUAUUGCUGGAAUUAUAGUCAUUGCUGUGGUGUUCUUAACGAUGAGAAGGACAUACAGUAAGGGUGUUGUUAAAGAACCUUCUACAAGUACAAGGUUUAUAACAGAGAAUUCAUCUGUAACAGACACGGCCAAGCAGCUGUAUGGUGCCAAGUAUAUUUCUCAGACAAUGAAGCUGGGAACUAGUCUUCCUCCUUAUCGAACUUUCACCUUGGAUGAACUUAAAGAGGCUACCAACAACUUUGAUGCUUCGACUUUGAUAACUGAAAGUGUGGAUGGCCAGGUAUUCAAAGGGAUGUUUACAGAUGGCAGCGUCGUCGCCAUUAGGAGUUUGACUUUGAGAAGGCGGCAAACCCCUCACAGCUACAUGCAUCAGUUGGAGUUGAUAUCUAAACUACGACACAGCCAUUUGGUCAGCGCUCUUGGACACUGUUACGAGUUCCUUCCAGAUGGUUUAACCAUCAGCAGAGUAUUCCUUAUAUUCGAGUACUUUCCGUAUUGGACACUAAGAAGCCAUGUAUCUGGGCUACCUGGGCAAAAUCUUUCCUGGACAAAAAGAUUAUCGGCUGCUAUCGAAGUGGUGAAGGGUGUGCAGUUCCUACACACCGGAAUUGUGCCUGGUGUAUACUCAAACAAUUUGAAGAUUACAGAUAUUUUACUAGAUCAAGAUCUCCAUGUGAAAAUCAGCAGUUAUAAUUUACCUAUCGUAGUCGAACAUGGUGGAACGAUGACUUCAGGAGUUUCAUUCAUUGGUACAAAAGGGAAGCGCCAUGCUACGGGAGUAAAUCAUGCAGAUAAGAAUGAUGUCUAUGGCAUAGGAGUGAUAUUACUGGAAAUAAUUUUGGGAAGACAGAUCACAUCCCAAAAUGAAGUUCAUGUUUCAAGAGAUCUUCUGCAGGUAAGCCUAAAAACAGAUGAAAUAGCUCGAAAGAGCAUCGCGGAUCGAGCAGUACACAAGGGGUGCUCAGAUGAAUCGUUAAAGACGACGAUGGAAAUAUGCCUAAGAUGCCUCCAUGAGAAGCCAGCAGAUAGACCUUCCGUAGAAGAUAUCCUUUGGAAUUUGCAUUUUGCAGGGCAAGUUCAGGACUCAAGCAGAGACCACACUCAGAACAGCCAAGACUCACCUGCAACUGCAUCACCAUCCCAAGAAAUGCUCUAAAAAGGGAAAAACGGUAAUCAUUGAAGGGCAUUCUUUUGAGUAACCAACCAUUUUAUUUUUCAAUGUUCUCACACUUUGUCGGUUCUUAGAAUGAUGGAGUGGAUUUUGUCAUGAACGUAAAGAACCAAAUAACAACCAUUAUGGUUAGUCUGAAAUUACUUUUUUUUGCCCCUUAUGCCCUGGACGACACACGUGCUACAAUGGCCGGGACAAAGGAUCGUGAUCCUGAACUUUUGUUUGCACAGUGAUAAUGGAAUUUCACUCGUAGCUUUGCUUUUGCUUGUGGCAACCCCGUCCAUUCACUUUUUAUUUAAAAAUUUCCAGAUGUAAAAAAGCCACCUCUGUUUGUAGUUUUUUCCCACAUUUUUUUAGCUCUAAAUGAUGAUAUUAAGAAGCUACACGCUUUUAGGAUUCAUUCACUCUCUAGGAUUCUCAUAUGGUUUUGAACAAUGGACUGCUAUAUUUCACUAGAUUA